UUUGUAUUUGAGAGACUCAAUGUGCGCCUUUCAAGCCUGGUUCUCAGACUAAGUAUACACUGGGAGUACACAAUAUUUGUAUGAGUGUAAAGCCCGAUUUCUUCUCUUUCGAAUGGCGUAGUCCAAUUUUUCUCCCAUCUAAAACUAAGUUUGAAUUUGGGAGAAAAUGCGAAGCAAUAAACACAUAGUUGUGGUGAUUUGCGUCCGGGGCGAAUAAGUGCUCUCUACGAAGUCCGCGCCCGCCUGGUAUGUUUUUUCACGAACCAUCGCGGCUCAUUCCCUAGUUGACAGCGGAAGAAGUACGACGUUUUUGCAUCCUACGCAAACACAGACCUUAUUCUAGUGAAAAUGGCAGAUGUAGCAGCUCAAGCACCCGCGACAAAAUCACCAAAAAAGAAGAUGGCAUCCAAGCCCAAGGCAGCCGCCACACACCCGAAAUACGUUGACAUGAUCCGCGCUGCCAUUGGCAGUUUGAAGGAAAGGAGUGGUUCAUCACGACAAGCUAUCUUGAAAUACGUCAUGGCUAACUACAAGGUCGGAUCCGAUUCGAACAUGGCUAACUCCCGGGUAAAAACCGCCCUGAAAAACGGUGUCAAGUCCGGAGUUAUUAAGCAGGCCAAGGGCACGGGAGCAGCCGGUUCCUUCAAACUUGGUGACGUAAAGGCCGAAAAACCCAAAGUGAAGAAAGCCGCUAAAAAGUCUCCUGCUAAGAAAACGGCCACCGCCAAGAAACCCAAGGCAAAGAAAGCAGCACCCAAGAAAGCCGCUACACCGAAAAAGGCUAAAGCCGCCGGAGCCAAGAAGACAGUAAAACCAAAGAAGGCCAAGUCACCCAAAAAGGUGAAAACCCCUAAAAAGGUUAAAACCGCAAAGCCAGCCAAAAAGGCAGCCCCCAAGAAGAAAGCUGCCGCCAAACCUAAAAAGGCCUAAAUGUCUUUCCCCGAGCUUUAUUGCACGACUGUAAAACGGCCCUUUUCAGGGCCACCCCAAAUUUCCACGAAAGAAUGCCUUUCCAUAUUCUAAUCGAAAAAAUGUAACCAUUUGUCGCAUAGUAAGUGAUCAAUUCACACAUAAAGCCUAUCCCCUGACCUGUCGUGUUUAUUGUCCUAUGUACAUAUAUAUGAAAACCUAAUCAUCCUAUUAUUUCUCACUAAUCACAUUGUAAAUUAAUGCACCUUGUACACAUAACACGUCAUUGUCUGCGAUAUCACCUCGGUGGAAGCGGACGUAAAAUACAACUAACCCAUCAUCAUCUGUCGGGCGAGCACGCAUGCUGAAUACUACUCUAUAAGAGUUUCCAGAUAUUUUAAGUCCUAAAUGGACGCUUUUAGCCGAAAGCGCUAAAUUCUGUUCUUGUGUAUUAAAAUUAGUCCUUAUGCUUGUAACAGGUGGGAAUUGGAGUCGGGUCGCACCACAAAACAGUAU
Patella vulgata (common limpet) is the source of this 1425-nucleotide messenger RNA. RefSeq names its product histone H1-delta-like. Gene Ontology annotation, cellular component: nucleus; nucleosome. The record is from RefSeq and is a predicted model, not a curated record. Gene Ontology annotation, molecular function: structural constituent of chromatin; double-stranded DNA binding; nucleosomal DNA binding. The transcript has a single exon. Gene Ontology annotation, biological process: negative regulation of DNA recombination; nucleosome assembly; chromosome condensation. The coding region runs from base 349 to 930 and encodes 193 amino acids. NCBI's taxonomy places the organism in Eukaryota, Metazoa, Mollusca, Gastropoda, Patellidae.